Messenger RNA from Pseudomassariella vexata, 1404 nucleotides. RefSeq names its product Aldehyde/histidinol dehydrogenase. Bases 1 to 1404 code for a protein of 467 amino acids. The record is from RefSeq and is a predicted model, not a curated record. Lineage: Eukaryota; Fungi; Ascomycota; Sordariomycetes; Amphisphaeriales; Pseudomassariaceae. Gene Ontology annotation, molecular function: aldehyde dehydrogenase (NAD+) activity. The transcript has 3 exons.
AUGUCUGUCGAGGUUCUUACCACCAUCUCCCCCACUACCAAUGAGCCUAUCAUAACAAGGAAUGGCGUCAGUGCCGCGGAGCUGGAGGAAAUUCCCAAGACUGCCGAGAAGGCAUUUCAGAGCUGGCGCAAGACGCCAUUCAAUGACCGUCAGAUCAUUGUCAAGAAGGCCCUGAAGCUUCUUAGUGACAAGAAGGAUGAGCUGGCGCAAGAAAUCACAGUUCAGAUGGGCAGGCCCAUCCGAUACACUGGUGUUGAGGUCACGACUGCUGUCAAACGUGGCGAUUACCUUCUCAAAAUCAGCGAAGAGGCCCUCAAGGACACUGAAGGCGAGGCUGAGAAGGGAUUCAAGCGGUAUAUUCGAAAGAUCCCUGUUGGCCCGGUUCUGAUCAUCUUCGCAUGGAAUUACCCUUACUUAAUCCUUGUCAACUCUCUGAUUCCGGCAUUGCUCUCCGGAAACUCGGUCAUUCUGAAGCCAUCACCACAAACCCCGACAAUCGUCGAGCAAGUCGCCAAGGUUUUUGCCGAGGCUGGACUGCCCGCUGGCGUCCUGCAGUACUUCCACUCUGGCUCUCCAGUGAUGAUUGAGUCGAUCGUCAGAAACCCGAAGGUCGCUCUGGUCUGCUUCACUGGGUCAGUGGCUGGCGGCCUUGCAGUUCAAAAGGCAGCAUCCGAUCGAAUUGUCAACGUUGGCCUCGAGCUUGGUGGCAAGGAUCCCGCCUACGUCAGAAGCGAUGUUAAACUUGACUGGGCUGCUGAAGAAAUUGUCGACGGCUCAAUUUUCAAUUCUGGUCAAAGCUGCUGUGCGAUCGAGAGGGUUUACGUCGAUGAGAAAGUUUACGACGAAUUCAUCAAGGCGGCCCAAAAGGUCCUCGAGGGUUACAAGGUCGGCGACCCUUCAGACAAGGAGACACAGAUUGGACCCGUCAUCUCUGCCAGGUCUAAGGAGACAAUUGAAGCACAUAUCCAGGAUGCACUUAGCAAAGGCGCCAAAGACGCCACCCCAGACAAUGUGACAUUCAAGGAUCUCCCAGUGAAGGGCAACUUCGUGAAACCCACGCUCCUGGUCGACGUCAACCACAGCAUGACCGUCAUGACCGAGGAAACGUUCGGCCCAGUAAUUGCAGUCAUGAAGGUCAAGGGUGACGAUGAGGCAGUCAGCCUGAUGAACGACAGCGAGUUUGGACUUACUGCCAGCAUCUGGACCAAAGACACGGCCAAGGGACAUGAGCUCGCCGAAGAAGUCGAGGCCGGAACGGUCUUUGUCAACCGCGCAGACUACCCAGCUCCAGAUUUGGCUUGGACUGGCUGGAAGAAUUCGGGCAAGGGCGUCACUCUUAGCAAAUUCGGAUUUGACCAGUUCCUCAAGUUGAAGAGUUUCCAUUUGAAGGACUAUCCUAACUAG